Molecule: messenger RNA, 1144 nt
Organism: Prunus mume (Japanese apricot)
Lineage: Eukaryota; Viridiplantae; Streptophyta; Magnoliopsida; Rosales; Rosaceae
Source: RefSeq, a predicted model, not a curated record
CCACAAGCCUUUCGUCCCAAGGAAGAAAAUUUGUGGUGUUUAUUAUUGUGAGCAUUGAAAUUACGUUGCCCACAAUACAUGUGUGAUAAAGGAGGAUGUCCUAGAUGAAACAACUGCGAUGGAACAAGAAAAUCAAAAUCUCUAUGCCGCAACGAUCGAGACCAUUGAUCAUGACUCCAAAAAUAUGAUACUAAUUGCUGAGCCGGCCCAUAAGUUGAACUUGGAGCAGAACCAACUAGAAUUAGGUGCGCAGAUCAAGCACUUCAGUCAUGAUCAACAUUUCUUAUCCCUGACUGAUCAUCAUGAGGCAGUUAAAGAUAUUUCUGAUAGAAUAACUACUUGUCACUGCUGCAUUCGACCAAUCACUGUCGCUGAUGCCUUUUAUAGCUGCACAGAACAACAGUCAUGCCAUUUCUUUCUCCACAAAACCUGUGCUCAAUUGCCCACACAGAGACUUCACCCAUUUCAUCCACACCCACUCAAACUUCUCUCAAGGGCACCUAAGGUAUGCUCUACUGGCGGCGUGUUUGAGUGUGAUUUCUGCAGAAGUUUUAGCCAAGGUUUCCUCUACAGUUGUGAAAGAUGUGACUUCUACCUUGACCUGCAAUGCAGUUUCCUUUCGGACUCUUUUACACAUCAGCCUCAUGAACACCCUCUUGUUGUCAACACAGCGAAUAUCAUGAGGAGAAACUCCAACAGCAAGCAUCUCAUACCGAAGAAGCCACCCCCCGGGAUAUUAAAGUAUCUACACAAGCAGCUCAAGCCCCCAUCAAGUUCCAAGGACUUCUGUAGGGGUUGUGGUUUUUCUAGUCCACUAGCUGCCUACUUCAGUUGUAUGAAAUGCAACUUUCAUAUCUGUAUUCCUUGCAUUAAACUACCUCCUACCGCAAGCCAUAGAUACGAAAAUCAUCCUCUCAAGCUCACUUAUCGCAGUGUUCAAAGCAGCCUAGGUGAUCAUUACUGUGCAAUAUGCGAAGGAAAACGAGAUCCAUCACAUUUGUUCUACUACUGUGAAGAAUGUGAUUUCGACUGCCAUCCUCAUUGCAUUUUGGGGAGGUAUUCUCAAGUCAAAUUAGGGAGCACUUAUAAGCAUAGUGCUCACCCCCACAUCCUCACUCUUGUUGAUACGUGUCAUUCCUUUUGA